Molecule: messenger RNA, 3594 nt
Organism: Amblyraja radiata (thorny skate)
Lineage: Eukaryota; Metazoa; Chordata; Chondrichthyes; Rajiformes; Rajidae
Gene: ttc39b
Product: tetratricopeptide repeat domain 39B
Exons: 21
Coding region: 221-1969 (582 amino acids)
Molecular function (GO): protein binding
Source: RefSeq, a predicted model, not a curated record
AAAUAACUGGGGAAAUACACGAAACGGUAAACUAAACAUUCACCAAAGUAAAAUAAUAAAUUAAAUUGCUUUAAAAAAUAUUGGGCUGAGGAUUGAUGGAAAAUGCAGAUCAGCUACCGAAACCAUCCAGCGGGAAGAAGGCGUCCCAGGAAAACGCAGGUCUCUGCACUGUGAACCGUCGGAGAGAAAGUUUCCGUAAGCUUGCUGCUGACUGAAGAUCAUGGCCAACUUCACUGAUCCAGGGGCGAAUGAGGAUCAAUAUGAAGAUGCAUUUGAAGACAUUCCAAUGGCGUCCCAGAUGGAUUUGAAGAGCGCCCUGGAUGAUUGCAAUGUUGCACUGAGUUUAUUUUUAAAUAAUAAAUUUUCUGAAGCCUUGGAUUUACUACGUCCUUGGUCCAAAGACAGCAUGUACCAUGCCCUAGGUUACAGCACCAUGCAUGCAAUGCAGGCAGCCAUGACAUUCGAGCAACAUGAUAUUCUUGCAGCCAUUGCAACAUUGAAAGAAGCUUUGCAGACCUGUCAAAAAUCAAGAUUUCGGAAAAGAAAUUCUGUGAUGGAGUCAUUAUCACUUUUAAUUUUGAAACGAGGAGCAGACCAACUGACAGAAGAGGAGAUGCAUGCAGAGAUGUGCUACGCUGAAUGUCUACUUCAGAAGGCAGCUCUGACAUUGGUGCAGGAUGAAAAUAUGAUUAACUUUAUUAAAGGAGGUAUCAAAAUCCGAACAAGUUACAACAUUUACAGGGAAUGCCAACAGAUUGUACAGAUGACACAGGAUCGAGUUAAAACUGAUGUCUACUGCCAGUUUGAAGGUGGUGUCAAGUUAGGGAUUGGAGCGUUUAACCUGAUGCUAUCUUUGCUACCUUUGAGAAUUCUUCGACUACUUGAAUUUAUUGGAUUUUCAGGUAAUCGGGAUCUGGGAUUAACUUUGCUGCGAGAAGGUGCUACUACUCAUAGCUUGAGAGCAAUAUUGAGUGUCUUGACUCUCUUGAUGUAUCAAACUUACAUCACCGUAGUCCUUGGUGGAGGUGAAGGCAACCUCCAAGAAGCCGAAUCACUACUUGAACCCUACCUCAAGAAGUAUCCCAAUGGUUCCAUUAUAAUGUUUUAUGGCGCCAGAAUAAGCAUACUCAAGGGUAACUUUGAAAUGGCUCAGGUGAAGUUUGAGGAAUGUAUAGCAGCUCAGGCAGAGUGGAGGCAGAUUCACCACCUGUGUUACUGGGAGCUGAUGUGGAGUAACUCAUUUCAGCAGCAAUGGCUGGAGGCAUAUCGGUAUGCAGACCUUCUGUGCAAAGAAAGCCGAUGGUCACAAGCAAUCUACACAUUUCAGAAGGCUGCAAUUCUCAGCAUGCUGCCUGAGAAAGAAGUUAAGCAGACCAGCGAGAAUGUGGAAGAACUAUUCAGACUAGUUGAAAGCCUGAAACAACGAUUUGCUGGGAAAUCUAUCCCCACAGAGAAGUUUGCAAUAAGAAAAGCUAGACGAUACAUGUCUCCAACACCUGUCAAGCUGGUCCUUCCUCCUCUGGAAAUGAUGUAUAUUUGGAAUGGAUUUGCAAUACUGGGAAAACGAGCAGACCUGACAGAGAACAUGCUGGUUACAAUAGAAAAGGCAGAAACAGAAUUACAAAAGAACCCAAAAGAGCCUGCCGAAUACCAAGUGGAUGAUGAGAGUCUUGUACAACUUCUAAAAGGGCUAUGCCUGAAACACUUAGGCCGUUAUUUACAAGCAGAACUUUGCCUCAAUCAAGUGAUACAGAAUGAGAAGAGGAUAAGAUAUGACCAUUACUUGGUACCCUAUGCUCAUUAUGAAAUGGGAAUGUUACACAAAGGGCAAGGAGAGUGGGAAAAAGCAAAACGAGCCAUUGAAACUGCAAAGAAUAACUACAAGGACUAUUCAAUGGAAUCUAGGUUACAUUUUAGGAUCCAUGCUGCAUUGAAUAGCUUAAAUACCUCAAACCAAGAUCAUCCCUGAAGUAUGUUGGAAUAAACAAGUGCUCCGUGUGGGUUGGAGUGACAAUGCAAAUCACAGAAUGGAGCAAAAUAAUGAUGACACUAUAUAAUGCACUGAAAUUAUUGUGAAUUCAAUAAUAUGUUCCCUUAAUUCUUAUGUUACAAUUUAUCCAGGCAAUUUUCUACAACUAUAAAAUAUGUUAAUAACUAUUAAAUAUGUUAAAUAUUAAUCUUAUUGCUUAGAAAUAAAAGAUGACGAUUUGCUCUUUUUCAAAAAAUAUAUAAGAUUUCUUUUUACUUGAAUACAGCCAAGACAAUUGCUGGUGCAAUAAAUGUAUUUAGUAAUUUAGGCAGAUUAUUUUUAUUUUUAAGUUCUUCUAAUGGAAGGAAAGCUUGCAACCAGAAUGCAUGAAUAUAUAGCCUUACAAAUGUUUGACAUCCAAAUAAAAGCAGGCCAUUUUGAAAUGCACAACUGAAAAAAGAAAUACAGUUUGGAUCAUGGGUUUAUUAGUUACUGAAAGAGUUCAUGCUAUUUUGGGUGUUUGGGUCCAUGAACUUGUCGUUGUAGAUUUGCUUGUUCAGUGCUUGCCACUUAAUAGGGAAUCAUCUAUUCAUGUCAAUUCCAACUAGAAAUAGAUCAUCAUUACCCGAAACACAAUUAAAAAACCUCAUGUAACCAAAAAUGGGAUUGUUGUCAGCACGUCUGUCAAACUUUCUUGCAAAGCUCAACUACACCACACUUAUUUGUUGGGCAGGUUGCAUAGAUAUUGGGCAGAGUAUUGGGCUCUGGAGCUAAGAUCUUUAAGAUUUUUGUACUGUGCCGUUUAAGCAGCAUACACAUUAAUGGGCACUUGAGGCAUUGAGGCACAUCCUUAUACCCAAAGAAAAUAAAGUUUUGAAUCAUUCUCCAGUGAACAGCAUUAAAACAUUGAAAACUUAAUUACAGACUGAUGCAAUGAAUCCAAUAGCUGAUUAACAUAAUUGCCACAUCAAUGAUUUCUAUAAUAGAAUAACCCUCAAAACAUUUAGUGCAUUUGGUUCUGAUUUUUAUUAAAAUUUCUUGCCUUUACAAAUUGUAUCCUAAAUAUGUUUUCAUAUACACUGUUUUCCAGUGUAUGUAUAUUCCAGUAUAUGUACCAGUGUACUUUAUUGUACAUCUUUGCAUAUUUCCAAAUAAUUAUGUGCAUGUACAGACAAUGAUCCUGCAAGAACUUUGUUUGUUGGAGUUCUUUUAUCAUACAAAAAUUAGCGAGAUUCUUUUUGUUGUAUUCCUAUUGAUACCACUGCAUUCAGGUUCAAAUGUUUCACUACAAGUUUUGUUUUCUCGGUGAGCCUUAUAAUUUUAAACAAUAGUAACAUUUUAGGUUUUCAUUCUCAUGAUUUUAAAAUAUUCUGCAUCUGAUUUAAAAAAAAUAUUAAAAUUCUGUUUGGGUUUUCUAUAAAUUCAAUAAAUCAAAAUUUAUAGAAAUGCAAUGAAAUGAGCAGUUACAUAUUGUCAUGAUACAUGUGGCAUUGAAAGGUAACGUAGAGUGAUUCUGGCCAUUUAUAUAACAUUGUGUAGACAAUAGGCAAUAGACAAUAGGUGCAGGAGUAGGCCAUUCAGCCCUUCGAGCCAGCACCGUCAUUCAAUGUGAUCAUGGCUGAUCA